CUCACUGAAGGCAGCAGCUAACAGCGCGAGCUAAUCCGGCUAGCAGCUGUGAUGGCGGAGCUGCAGGCCUCCUCGAGCCAGCCGGGGCUGAAGGCUGACGGCCUGGCCGAUGUCAUUCAGCGGGCCCGGCAGAUGGUGGGUAAGAUGGGUGGAGAAAACAUACCCCACCUCAACAGCUCCUCAGGAAGCGUCGAGCCCUCUCUGUACUACCAGAAACGAGGUGGAGAAGACGGAGUAGGUAACCAGCUCCCGGCCAUGGGCCAUCAGAGCAGAGUAAUCACAGAGGAUUACAAGGUUCCAGACAGGAUGGUGGGCUUCAUUAUUGGUCGAGGAGGAGAACAGAUCACACGGAUCCAGCUGGAAUCGGGUUGUAAGAUCCAGAUCGCGGCCGACAGUGGAGGUCUGAUGGAGCGGCCGUGUUCGCUGACUGGAUCUCCAGAGAGCAUCGAGCAGGCGAAGCGACUGCUUGUCCAGAUCGUGGAGCGCUGCAGGAAUGGGCCUGGUUUCCAUGGUGACAGCGAGGGCGGGACCUCGGUGCAGGAGAUGCUGAUCCCAGCCAGCAAGGUGGGGCUGGUGAUCGGCCGAGGAGGAGACACCAUCAAGCAACUGCAGGAGCGAGCCGGGGUGAAGAUGAUGAUGAUCCAGGACGGCCCCAUGCCCACGGGGGCCGACAAGCCUCUGCGCAUCUCUGGCGACCCGUACAAAGUGCAGGCAGCCAGGGAGCUGGUGUUGGAGGUGAUAAGAGAGAAGGACGGGGACUUCCGAUCGGGACGCAGCGACUUCGGCGUCAGACUGGGAGGAACCAGCCUGGAUGUUCCUGUUCCCAGGUUUGCCGUCGGCAUCGUGAUCGGCAGAAACGGAGAAAUGAUCAAGAAGAUCCAGAAUGACGCUGGAGUCCGGAUCCAGUUUAAGACAGAUGACGGCAUCAGUCCUGAGCGUGUUGCCAUGGUGAUGGGUCAGCCAGACCGCUGUCAGCACGCCGUCCACCUCAUCAACGAUCUGAUCCAGACCGCCCAGGAGCGUGACGGCUUCGGCUCGAGCCUGCGCAGCGGUCGGGUCAGAGGUCGUGGUGACUGGACAAUGGGCUCUCCAGGUCCUCUACAGGAAGUAACUUACACCAUUCCUGCUGACAAGUGCGGCCUGGUCAUCGGUAAAGGUGGAGAAACCAUCAAGAGCAUAAACCAGCAGUCUGGAGCUCAUGUGGAGCUGCAGAGGAACCCACCUCCCUCCACCGACCCCAACACCCGGGUUUUCACCAUCAGAGGCACCGCUCAGCAGAUGGAAGUGGCCCGUCAGCUCAUCGAUGACAAGAUCGGGGGUUCAGGAAUCAUUAGUAACGGAGGUUUCGGCUUCAGUGCUUUCACCCAGGGCCCCACCGCACAUCAGAACUGUGGCAGCGGUCAGACCUUCCUGACUGGAGUUUGGGGAAACACUUACCAGACCAGCUGGCAGAACCCCGGACAGCAAGACCCAGGUCACAGUUUGGCUCAGACAGGACAGAUGGACUACUCCAAAGCAUGGGAGCAGUACUAUAAAAAGUUAGGUCAGCAGAGCCAGCAGCAGAGCGUGAUGACGGACUACAGCAAAGCGUGGGAGGACUACUACAAGAAACAGAGUCAGUCUUCCCAGCAGAGUUCGGUGCCAGACUACUCUGCAGCGUUAGCAGAAUACUACAGACAGCAGCCCUACCUGUGGAACCCCGCCCAGAUUCAGGAUCACUAAAGGCUCCUCCCUCACCAACUCAGGGCCUUAGAUCGUCACCAAUGGCAAACGAGUGGGGGUUUUCAAGCGACGCUCUGCCACUUCCUCUUCCUUUUUGUAGAGAAACUAAGGAUUAACUAAAAAUCAUGAACUAUUUUCUUUCUGUUUUUUAACUUUACCGCAGCAAAAGGUUUUCAGGCAGAUUCUUGGACUAGCCUCUGGUGUAGACCUGUUUCUUUUUCUUUUUUUAUCAAACUUGAACGCAAAUAUAUUUCAGUGCGACUUUGAACAAAGCAAAUCCCGUAUAAUCUAUUUUGUUUAGUUUUAUUUUUCUGAUAAGAAAACAUUAAAAGGUUUAGCAGUCUUGAGUUAAAAAAUCAGUUUUUGUUAUUUUGUUGAUGAUAUUGUUUUACGGCAUGCGUCAGAUUGUUUCUUUUUUGUAUUUUCUGCAUAGAUAUAUUUUAAUAGCGUCGGAUGGCAAUGUGAUGUUUUAUCGACAAAGACAGAAGUGUAUUUUGUACUAAAUGUUUUGCUUGCUGCGUCUGUUCUCAAUCUAAUUUUACCCGUUUAGUCGCCAUCUUGAAGGUGCAAUGACGCAUUUUUCUGUUUUGGUUUGAUAAUUCUUAUUCCUGUAUCUUUAUAGUGAUAUCUUUAGGUUUUAUUAUGUAAUGAUGAAUAAAUGACGAUUUAUAUUGCGUUGUCUAAAGCCAGAUCUCUCUGUGGUCAAAAGCUUGGUGCGCUCACGGAAUCUAACCUCCAGCUUGCCCCUCCCCCACCCAAACUUUUUUUUUUUUUUAAGUGGUAUUUGUUUUAUUCUAAGUAAAAGUUAAUUUUGUUUUAUGUCCUGCAUUUUUACUGUGCUAUAUUAUUUUUGGACAAGCUUUGAACUUGUAAGGUGUGCUAGCAUUAGCCGAACAAGCACAACAGUAACGAGUGGCAUGUUACCUCAGCCGUGUGUACGUGGAAGUGUGUAUUUCUGUCUGAAAGUUAAACGAAUGCCUUAAAAGCUGUAUUCAGGAUGACAUCAGGAUUCCACGUUUGUGACAGAUGAACGUCGGAACAAAAACCAUUUCUAAACUCGUGCUAGCAUAGAUUUUGAUUAUGUUGUGUAUGUUGUAGAGAACAAAACAGGUCUGCUUGAAGUGUUUUGGUUUAAUAAUAUGUUUGAAAAUAUGUGAAACCUGUUCCAGUUUAACCUACGAAACAUUUCUGAUUUGUUCUAUAAACUACGUUUAACAAGCUUGGAGACAGCUUUGACGUUUUUCUGUCUUUGCUAACAACAUCUAAUGAGUCAGCAUUUUCAAACGGCUAACAAUUACCCCCAAAAAUUUGCCUUUCAAAUUAAAAUACUAUAUUUCAGAGCAGUAGAAAAAACUGAGUUCCAAUGAAACUAAACAGUUAGCAUGUUAUUUUAAAUGUUGGCGCUAAAUUGGCCAAAAUUAGUGACUUAAACUGCUGGCGUCCCUCAGUUCUCUGUAACGUUAGCCUCAGCAGCGUUUACUGAACAUGUGUAGAACAUGUAUGCUCAUCUGUGUUUGAUGCUUGCUAGAACCAGCUAGCUGGCUGGUGUGAGUUAGCAGCGUGUUGUGUUUGCAUGUUUUCGUGCUGAAUUAUUCUCAGAUUUACAGUUGUGUUCUCCUGUAUACUUGCACCGUUGAAAAUGUAUUUUUCUUUGUCUCAUUUUUCAAACCAGCAGAACUUUGGAUCUACUGAAUGUUUAAUGCACAUUUGUUAAAAUUUGAAGUGUUAUUAUUGCAUUUUAUUUUUUUAACUUAAGUCCUGCAGUGAUAUUUUAAGUCAGACAAUUGUAUCUUGAAGGAUGAUUCCAACUUUUAUGUUAGCAUCAGGGGUUACUCCAUUAGCCAAACGUUGUGCAGAAUUUUAAUCAGCUUUGCACGUCCUAAGAAGGCAAGAAUUUGCUAGUUUGCCAAGAUUUCGUGUAUUUCUUUGCUUUUUUUUUGUAUCUUAUAAGGUAUGUAAUUCCAGCCCUCGUGGUGUUUUCUUGCGUCAUCUGUGUCUAAACAUUUUGCGUGUGGGUGCGUGUUGGCGAACUUGGUCAGACCACAGAGAGGUUUGUCUGGUUUCGGGAGAUCUGGUUGUUGUGGAAUAAAUGGUCCCUCUAACUGUAUGUGUGACGAUGAUGAAAUGACACCAAUAAAAAACAGCGUUCUCCUCUUCAGGAGUUUAUUUAAAUCGGAUAAAUAUUUAGUUUGAGAUACUGUGGUUUCAUGAAAAGAUUCCCGCUUUGGUGGGCGCUCUCCUGUUUUAAAAGAAAACACUUUGUACUUUUUUUUGUUUUUUUUUGUCCUGUUAAAAUGAUGGUGUUUGAUUCUCAUGUCUCACCAACAGUGUGCUUAUUCUCAAGACUGCUAGGCUAAUCUUAUCUGUUUAGGUGGCUGCCAGGUUGAAAGUUUGAUUUUCUUUUUUUGGACUUCUCUGUUUUCGGACCAGAAGCAUAUCCAGCUAACCACCGUCCUCAAACGCGUGGAAGUCCUGGUCCUCAUUGUUGCGGCAGUUCUGUCGGCUUGAAGGUCCCUGCGGUUGUUUAAACCGCUGGCAUGGACUUUGGUCUGGAUUCAGUUCUUGGUUCCCAACCCGCCGAGGACUGUUUGGACCAAUUGUGCCCCAUAAGCGGAUCAUAUGCGGCCAGACCUGUCCCCUCUGGUUUAAAGCUUCCUGGUCUUCACCUCUGGUCAUGUGGGGGGGUGGUGGGCUUCUGGUUUGUGGUUUCUGUUCUUUUUCUAAUGGGCUGAUGUCCUAACUGUAACCUGCAGAUUUUUCUAAUAGAUUCUAUUCAUUAAUAGAUGUGUAUGAACCCGAGCCACAACUGUUGGUGGCCAAGAAAGAUGAUGAUGAUGCUGAUGAUGGUUAAUAAACAGGCUCAUUCUUCUGA
This is a messenger RNA of Oryzias latipes (Japanese medaka), 4594 nucleotides long. Its product is annotated as far upstream element-binding protein 3. Gene Ontology annotation, biological process: regulation of DNA-templated transcription. Gene Ontology annotation, molecular function: RNA binding. The record is from RefSeq and is a predicted model, not a curated record. NCBI's taxonomy places the organism in Eukaryota, Metazoa, Chordata, Actinopteri, Beloniformes, Adrianichthyidae.